GCUUGCGCCGAUCAAAACUUCCUGUUUCUGUUUAGCGAAACAUGGCGUCAAUGGCAAGUCUCUCCGCUAAAGUUGCUCAGCGAGCAGCUGCCAGCAAUCUUUUUAGCAGCAUUGGAAAGCCCCUUGCUUCUUCUCGGGAUUUCCAUUUUCGCGUACAUGGAAGAAACACUGAUGCCAAAUCAUCAACUUCAGCUGAUAUCUCAAGAGACUACCCAGUGGUAGACCACCAGUACGAUGCCGUGGUGGUGGGUGCCGGUGGCGCUGGGCUCAGGGCGGCCUUUGGUCUGGCUAACGAGGGCUUCAAGACUGCAUGUAUAACCAAGCUCUUCCCGACCCGAUCGCACACUGUUGCUGCACAGGGUGGCAUCAAUGCUGCAUUGGGUCACAUGGAAGAGGACCAUUGGCAGUACCACUUUUACGACACAGUCAAGGGUUCUGAUUGGUUGGGAGACCAGGAUGCCAUCCACUACAUGUGCGAGGAGGCACCUAAAGCCGUAAUUGAGCUGGAGAACUAUGGAAUGCCCUUCAGUCGGCUGGAGAACGGGAAGAUUUACCAGCGUGCCUUCGGAGGCCAGAGUCUGAAAUUCGGCAAAGGAGGUCAGGCCCACAGAUGCUGUGCUGUGGCUGACCGCACAGGUCACAGUCUGCUGCACACUUUGUACGGACGGUCACUGAAAUAUGACACCAACUAUUUCAUCGAAUACUUCGCCUUGGACCUGAUCAUGCAGGACGGUGAGUGUCGUGGAGUGACUGCCCUCUGUCUGGAGGAUGGAUCCAUUCACCGCUUUCACUGCAAGAACACCAUCAUCGCUACAGGUGGCUACGGACGUACCUACUUCUCUUGCACUUCUGCCCACACCUGCACAGGAGACGGAACCGCCAUGGUCAACCGUGCCGGGCUAGCCAAUGAAGACAUGGAAUUUGUGCAGUUUCAUCCCACAGGUAUCUACGGCGCCGGCUGUCUGAUCACAGAAGGCUCCCGAGGAGAGGGAGGCUACCUGGUGAACUCUGAGGGAGAGCGUUACAUGGAGAGAUAUGCGCCAAAUGCUAAGGAUCUGGCCUCUCGUGAUGUCGUGUCCCGUGCCAGCACCAUUGAGAUAAGAGAGGGACGUGGUGUGGGUAAGGACAAGGAUCACGUGUUUCUGCAGCUGCAUCAUCUAGACCCUGAGGUGCUGCACUCAAGACUUCCAGGAAUCUCUGAGACUGCCAUGAUCUUCGCCGGAGUGGACGUGACCCGUGAGCCAAUCCCUGUACUGCCCACGGUCCAUUACAACAUGGGUGGUGUGCCCACCAACUACAAGGGACAGGUCCUGCGCUACUCCAAGGAGACCGGGGAUCAGGUGGUGCCGGGCCUGUACGCCGCUGGAGAGGCGGCCUGUGCCAGCGUGCACGGCGCCAACAGGCUGGGGGCCAACUCUCUGCUCGAUCUGGUCGUCUUUGGCAGAGCCUGCGCCAACACCAUCAUCGAGGAGAACAAGCCGGGAGAAACCAUCGGACCCAUCAAACCGAAUGCCGGCGAGGAGUCUGUAGCCAACCUGGACAAGCUCCGCUACGCUGACGGAAGUGUGACCACAGCGGAGCUACGUCUACAAAUGCAAAAGGUGAUGCAGACACAUGCGGGCGUGUUCCGAGAUGGACCCAGCAUGAAGGAAGGCUGCAACAAGAUGGCCGCCAUCUACAAGCAGAUGGAGGAUCUCAAGGUGUCGGACAGAGGCCUGAUCUGGAACACUGACCUGGUGGAGACACUGGAGCUGCAGAACCUGAUGAUCAAUGCUGUGCAGACCAUCGUCAGUGCCGAGGCACGCACAGAGAGCCGAGGGGCUCACAGCAGAGAGGACUUCAAGGACCGUGUGGAUGAGUUUGACUACAGCAAGCCAGUACAGGGACAGACCGAGAAGCCCGUUGACCAGCACUGGAGGAAACACACACUCUCCUACGUCGAUGAAAAAUCUGGCAAGGUGAACCUCGACUACAGGCCAGUCAUUGAUAACACUUUGAGCGAACAAGAGUGCCCACAGGUCCCCCCGGCCAUCAGAAGCUAUUAAUCAGAUGUGGUUCCUUGUGUGUAUGCAGCUGAGACAGGAUGAGUUAACUGUUUUAUCAUUGGGACUGAGAUCUCUAAUGGCCUCUGCCCACCUUAUGUCAAGAAGAACUUGCCUACUCAGCCCUGGCCAAAUUAUGUUUGCUGUUUCCUUAGUAAAACCACAGUUGUUGUGGCCGUCCAAGCAGCGACUUCGGUAUAAUAGGUAAUGAGAGAAAAGCUGACAGAUUCACGAGGAAUGGAAUAGGACAGAACUCCUGAAGAAAGUUUAAAUGUUUUUAGAGAACUCCCAAUAUCAUGCUUAUCGAAGAAUGUUUUCAUAGUUUUUCCCGCAAGAUCACAAGUGGGACUGAAUAAAAGAUAGGCGAGGUUGGAAGACGCACACUGACAGUUUGUGCAAAUUAAAAUUUAAAAGAAAGGGUAAUGAUUUCAUGAGUAUUGGUACUUGCCUAGAAAGCUGGUGAAAAUGAAUACAAAAUAGAUUAGCAGAUACUAAUGGUUUAAAGAGGACUAGUAUAGGUGAAAGAAAGGUGUAGUUAUCUUCCGAGAACUUGGAAACUGUUUCGUAACGAAGAGCAAAGAGUUGAGUGUGUCACAUUUAUAGUUUAUGUCCAGCUUUGCGAGCUGACAUACUCUCACAUGUGCCGCUGAGCUUGCUCAGUCGGUGGAGAGUGUUCUCAAUUCUCAGAGAUUGGACUCUUUUUUGGCUUACCAGACUAGAGGAUAUUGUUAGUUAUGUUAUAUGACUCGAGCUGUAUUCAUCUAUUGCUGUUGCAGUUGGCUGCAUUGUAUAAACAUCCAGCAUAGUUUGCCUAGCACCAAUUGCAUUGUGAUUAGUUAGCCUUCACGAAUACUUACUUGCUCUUCAAUGUUUUGUUGGUUUGUUUAAAAAAAUACCAUUUUAUUAUGUUUUACUUAAAUAUAUAUGCGGGUUGAAUCUGUGUGCUUUGCUCAAAUUUGCCCCUCCUACCCCUCAUUCAUCUGUCCAUUAGAAGGUUUUUGUUUAGCGAAGAUACUCAGAUGGAUCCAAAGUUAGCCUGGGUUUUUUUUUAACCUGUCUUAUUUUUUCUUAGCCAAGAGUUUUGCAAGGUAUUCAUUUCAUAUAAGAGUAAAGUGACAGUUUGCAGGGUACGUAGGUACGUUAGUACGUAGUUUAUUUACCUGUAUUGAAGCCAAAGUGAAGCACUUGGUGCAAAGCCACAGUGCAUGCCAGGUCUGCUCUAAAGUAGUUUUUGGAAAUGAAUCUUGUCAUUUUUUUAUUGAAUUUUUUUUUUCGCGUUUGUGUGUUCUGUUUUGUCCUCUCAGUAUGGAUGAGUGGUGCGUAAAUUAUCACGGUGGAAAAUGUAAAAUUUGUCUUUCGAUUGUUUGUUUUGUUCCAACGGUGUCACACGGCACACUGUUGGACUCGGCAUGGGGUAUAAGUAUAAGGAACGUUCUGAAUUGACGUGUUGCUAUAUUUAUCUGUCACACGUUGGUUGUUUUUUUGGUGUUUUUUUUCGUAUUAAGGUGCAUGUACGUAGAUCAGGAUGACCACAGAGACAUCCUUGUACAUACUUUUUAUCAAAUAAACGUGAAGUUUUCUGUGAUAAA
Messenger RNA from Aplysia californica (California sea hare), 3631 nucleotides. RefSeq names its product succinate dehydrogenase [ubiquinone] flavoprotein subunit, mitochondrial. Gene Ontology annotation, molecular function: electron transfer activity; succinate dehydrogenase (quinone) activity; flavin adenine dinucleotide binding. NCBI's taxonomy places the organism in Eukaryota, Metazoa, Mollusca, Gastropoda, Aplysiida, Aplysiidae. Bases 42 to 2045 code for a protein of 667 amino acids. Gene Ontology annotation, biological process: tricarboxylic acid cycle; mitochondrial electron transport, succinate to ubiquinone. The record is from RefSeq and is a predicted model, not a curated record. The transcript is spliced from 17 exons.